Messenger RNA from Xiphophorus hellerii (green swordtail), 4082 nucleotides. RefSeq lists its product as uncharacterized. The record is from RefSeq and is a predicted model, not a curated record. The transcript is spliced from 35 exons. Lineage: Eukaryota; Metazoa; Chordata; Actinopteri; Cyprinodontiformes; Poeciliidae. Gene Ontology annotation, cellular component: cell surface. The coding region runs from base 144 to 3554 and encodes 1136 amino acids. Gene Ontology annotation, biological process: signal transduction.
UUUGACAUGUUUAUUUCUCUCCAGUAGCUUGAGUGUGACGUCUCAUCUGUUGGCCGCCUCUCAGAUAUGUGCUGUGUGUGCUGGUGAGGUUCAGAGAUCAGAUAUCCGUGCAGCUGAGGAGCGGGGAACGGCGCACCAAAAACAUGAAAGACAGGAGAGAAAGUUUUCCCGCGUGGAAACUUUUGCUGGUGGGGAUGUCUGUGCUGCUGCUUCUGGGCUGUGCAGGUUUGGUUCUGCUGUGGGUUCAGCACAAGGAGCUGGCAGAGAAGCUGGUCAGGCUGGAGUCCCAGAUGCAGGAGUUGGCACAGUGCUGCAGGCGGCAAGCAGAACUGCUGCCAGAUGAACUCGGAGAGACUGGAGAGUUGAGGAAACUCCGGCGCAGCAGACGGAACCAGGAGGGAGAGCAGGACAAGAUGAUGCUGGUCACAUACUCUGUGGUUCCUAUCAAAGCCUACCUAGAUCUGUGCAACAGCUCCAGAGGAUUUUGUUUAAUGGGUCCACCUGGACCCCCAGGUGUGCCAGGCCCACCAGGACCGACGGGUGCGCCCGGCCCACAUGGCAGACGAGGACGACCAGGUCCUCCUGGUCCUGCCUGUCCUGCUUGUUGUCCAACUGAAGCAAAAAGUAGGAGUCACAGAAAUAAAUCAAAGGAUCGAGUUACAUCACAUCUAGGCGAUGAAACCAGAGACGUUCUGAAUGUUACUGGACCUGUGAAGCUUCAGGACACAAAACACGAAUCUGUAUCUUUUCAAAAAGAGGUUAUUGUUUCACUGAACGAUACCAGAACCGAAAAUGUCACACAGACACCAAUUACACCAGUGUUUCUAGCUGUUGACUCCGGUGGAAACAUCGAUCCUUCAACUGGAGGCUCAGAUGUCACUGAUAGCACAGCAACAAGUGAGUUAGUAUCGCCUCGUCCAGACUAUUUACCUGCACACCGGAUGAACACCAGCUCAGAAAUCAGAAGAGAAACGUUAAAACAUUUGACAACAGUGUCACCAACACCGAAUGUUGACCAUGAUGACAAAGAAGCCUUGAACACUACUGACUUUGAGAAACUUCAUCAUAGAAACUUUAAACCCGAAAUACCAAAACCUCAUCCAGCUGAAAAUAUCCUGAAUGGCUCAAAGUUUAAGGAACAACUAGGCACAAAACGUGAGCCUGAGUCAGAGCUGAUUUCUAAAAAUGACUGGGACUCUACAAAUGUUACAGAGGACGUUAAAUUCAUUAGCGAUGAAGUUGGUGAAGACCAAAACAAGAACACCUUUAAUGCCAGCAGGGUGCAAACGAGCUCCGAAAGUGGUCCUCCUGGUCCUCCCUGUCCUGCUUGUUAUCCAACUGAAGCAAAAAGUAGGAAUUACAGAAAUAAAGCAAAGGAUCGAGUUACAUCACAUCUAGGCGAUGAAACCAGAGACGUUCUGAAUGUUACUGGACCUGUGAAGCUUCAGGACACAAAACACGAAUCUGUAUCUUUUCAAAAAGAGGUUAUUGUUUCACUGAACGAUACCAGAACCGAAAAUGUCACACAGACACCAAUUACACCAGUGUUUCUAGCUGUUGACUCCGGUGGAAACAUCGAUCCUUCAACUGGAGGCUCAGAUGUCACUGAUAGCACAGCAACAAGUGAGUUAGUAUCGCCUCGUCCAGACUAUUUACCUGCACACCGGAUGAACACCAGCUCAGAAAUCAGAAGAGAAACGUUAAAACAUUUGACAACAGUGUCACCAACACCGAAUGUUGACCAUGAUGACAAAGAAGCCUUGAACACUACUGACUUUGAGAAACUUCAUCAUAGAAACUUUAAACCUGAAAUACCAAAACCUCAUCCAGCUGAAAAUAUCCUGAAUGGCUCAAAGUUUAAGGAACAACUAGGCACAAAACGUGAGCCUGAGUCAGAGCUGAUUUCUAAAAAUGACUGGGACUCUAAAAAUGUUACAGAGGACGUUAAAUUCAUUAGCGAUGAAGUUGGUGAAGACCAAAACAAGAACACCUUUAAUGCCAGCAGGGUGCAAACGAGCUCCGAAAGUGAUCGAGUUACAUCACAUCUAGGCGAUGAAACCAGAGACGUUCUGAAUGUUACUGGACCUGUGAAGCUUCAGAACACAAAACACGAAUCUGUAUCUUUUCAAAAAGAGGUUAUUGUUUCACUGAACGAUACCAGAACCGAAAAUGUCACACAGACACCAAUUACUACAGUACAACCAACACGAGAUUCAGCUAAUGUCACCACAGAUGCUUUUAUAGUUUCCGGCUCAUAUGAACGUCCAGAUGAAAAGAUACAACCUGAGCCAGAGCCAUCUGAUGAAGGUGAAAUGGUGACUGUAGAGAAUUCAGAGAGACCAAUAAAAUUAUUACACGGUCCAGUUGAUACCUUCAAUGAUAGCAGAGGACAGGUCAUCACUGACACAAGCUUCAAAAGUGAAACAUCAACACAACAUUCAGUUAACAGCACCAAAAGCACCUUAGAUAUUUCUGAGUUUUACAAUCCUCCAAAUAAAAAAUUGGAAUCGGAUCCAUUACCUUUUCAAGAUGACAACAAUGGGACUCUGAAUGAUUUGGAUGGUGGAAAUGCAACAUAUGUGCCAUUAAAACUAUUUCCAGGAUCGAGUGAAACCAACCGAAGCAGCAAAACCUUCACUUCCGACCCAGUCACGAAUGAAACUAGAGUAAAAAAUGCUUCACCUUCUGCUGAUGACAGUCAGAGAAGAAACUCUUUGAACGGCAGCAGAAACAUUGUAGACAAACCAAUGAAAAGUGAGUCUUCCCAACGUGUCCCAACCUACAAGAAGAGCAAUGGAACUGACAAUGAAAAAAUGACAAAAAAAGGUUGCAACAUUAACGCCAUCAAAUGUUCAGAUAAGUCUAUUAACAUGCAACUCACCUUCGGAGCCUGGAUGUCGGAUGCAUCCCGGCCUGAUGAUCGGAUCUGGGUGGCAGAACAUUUUUCAGGUCGUGAAUUGAAGCAGUUGAAGAACAUUUCGGACACCAAGCAGAAAUUUAUAGAUAUUGAGAAGUACUACCAAGGCUGUGGUCAUGUUGUUUAUAAGAAUUCAUUUUACUUCCACAAUGGAGGAACAAAUAAUCUUUUGAAGUUUACCUUGAACACAAAGAAUACAAGCUCCCUGGAAAUGCCAAACAGCAAAUAUAAGGGCCUGAGAUAUCUUUUCCACAACUCAAAGACUUAUUUCAAGUUUGCUGUGGAUGAAAACGGACUGUGGGUCAUCUUUGCCUCGUAUACAGACAGUAACACGAUGGUGGCAAAACUGGACCCAGACGCUUUCUCUGUGCUGUCCAUAAUUAACACUGGCUAUCCUUCAGCAAAAGCAGGGAAUGCCUUCAUUGUGUGCGGGGUGGUGUAUUUUACUGAUAACAGCGACAAGCGUGUGACAUAUGCCUUUGAUUUGAUGACACAGAGUUAUCUGGAUGCAAGUUUUGAUUUAAGGGCAGGAGACGGUACCUUAGCUAUGCUGUCCUAUUAUCCCAACAAAAGACUGUUGUACAUGUGGGACAACAAAAGCACGAGAACAUGUAAGAUUAAAUUCAAGAACACCUAAAAAAGUCUUACAAGUUCCCUAUUUUUAUAAAAGUGCUUUAAAAAUAAAAUCGUAAUUUUUUUUUCUGUUUUGCAACUGUUGAAGUAUUGAGCUUUUUGCUGACAUUAGCUCACUGAUGGCGACAUCUCAUUCUCCUUGGAUUACGAAGCACGGCCAGAUACUCACAGAGAUUGUCACAACAAGGUGUGUUGAAACUGAAAGAGUUCUUAAGCAUAAACAAGAUCAAAUUAUAAUUUGAGAAGUAUUUAAAACAAAAAUAUAUUAAAAGCACAAAUCAGAACAAAAAUGGAGAUUAGAUUUAUAGAAGAAUAGAGAAUAAAUACAUGUUUGUAACCAUCACAUUUCUCUCCCAGAAAAAGUUACUCAAGAAAAUGUAACUGAGUAUAUACAAUUUACUGUUUUUCUCUGAAUUCAGACCAAAAUGUUUAAACUUCAGUUUUCAGCAGUGAGAUUCUUUUUGUGCCACUUCUAUAAGGGACCUGAUUUCUGGAGCACAUAAAUAUAAAAUAAAAUAAAAAUAAAACUGUG